Molecule: messenger RNA, 6068 nt
Organism: Anoplophora glabripennis (Asian longhorned beetle)
Lineage: Eukaryota; Metazoa; Arthropoda; Insecta; Coleoptera; Cerambycidae
Product: serine/threonine-protein phosphatase 6 regulatory ankyrin repeat subunit B-like
Exons: 2
Coding region: 300-6017 (1905 amino acids)
Molecular function (GO): protein binding
Source: RefSeq, a predicted model, not a curated record
UUUUCCAAAUCAGUUCCGAAGGAGGACGUUUGUUGCGAGCGUUGAAAGUGUAUGGUGUUCUAGAAAGCGAGGAAAGUAAGCAGCUGUACGUAAAUCCGGACGGUGAAGUAGACGAACAGAAAUGCGUCAUAGAGGCAUUCGGACUUCCCCGCUACACCUUCUUGAUAAUAAUUGGGAUCAAGAUCACGGAGGAAACGGCAAUAAAGGAAUUAAGUAACAAAUUAAAGGAUGUAUUGGAGAAAUACAUUUUUAAAAAAGUUAUUUUCGUGGACGAUUCUAGCGAUAGACUGAGCCAACAAAUGGGACUGAACGAUAUUUCCCACGUCGAUGGUUACGUGGCCUUCAAAGAUCUCUCAGACGAGUGCCAGGAGAGACUAGUAAAAGAACAAAAUAUAUUUUUCCAAGGACAGCGGAUCAGCUUGGAAGAACUGUUAGCAACGCAGGCUCGUGAAGAUUGGGCGAGGGCUAUAAAUUCCGAAAUCCUAGAAAAGCUAGUUAGAAAGAAAGAGAUCAGAGUGGGCGGGCCGCCUUCCGAUCAAAACGAACGCAACUACAUAUAUCGUACCUUCAAAAGGCAACGAGAAACAUUUCGAGAGGUGACGAUACGCUCCAAUCUAGACGCGGAUGGCAGCAAGAACAAAGAAGAGGUUUACCCAGAAGAAGGCAUUCACGACGUGACGGAAGACGUGAUACUCAUCUCGGACAGUGCGGGAAUGGGAAAGAGCACCGUCCUUACUAACCUAGCAGCGACUAUAAAAGAAAAAAGUCCUCACUUGUGGGUGAUCAAAAUCGAACUCACCGAAUAUACCGCCAUCUUAAGGGACCUGAAGAGGGACGGGCAAUCUGUGAGCGUAACGAAACUGUUAAAUUCUAAAAAAGCAACAGAACUGGCCAACCAUUUAGAAAGGUUCGUGUUCUCCAUGAACAAAAAGGUCGUACUGAUGCUGGACGGGAUCGACGAAAUCAGUCCGGAUUACACCGAGCUCGUUCUCAAUCUAUUAAUCCAGUGCCGGCAAACGUCCAACUUGGACAAACUGUUCGUUACCACGAGGCCUUAUAUGGUCCGAGAAGUGGGAACAGUUUUGAGAGUGAAGCCCUUUGUGUUGCAACCCUUCACGGAAGAUAACCAGGUGGACUUCCUCAGGAGAUAUUGGGAACAUAAUCUGGACGUGGACGGUGAGAAUGAAAGGAAGUGUGAGGUGUACGCCGGGGCACUGGUCGGCAAGCUGGCAUCGUGGACGAAGGGAUGCGAUUACAAGGAAGUCGACUUUAUGGCGGUUCCUCUGCAACUCAGGAUGCUGGCGGAGAUCUUUCAAGAAGGCAUAAAACAGAGCGAGUCGUCGGAUUGGGAAGGAUGCAAAGAGUACCUGAACGGAACUAGAAGAGAACCGAAACUGCCGGAAAGGGUGGCGAUUAAAGAAUUAUACGACAUGUUCAUGGAGAAAAAGAAAGACGUCUUCUUGUACAAAGGAAACCCGAGCGGAAAUACGGCGGCGAACAUGGCGCUGAACGAACAGUUCGACGAAUCUCUCGCUUACCACGCGAGCCUCGCUUUGGAAUUGAUCCUGCAGAAGGAAGAGUGCCAACUUUUCUCGUGUUAUCGACAGGACCGCGAGGAUAUCGACGAGAGCGUGCUGAAAAUAGGAAUCGUGCAAAGAUCCAACGAGGAAUUUUACUUUAUCCACAGGACCUUCGCGGAAUAUUUUGUGGCCAAGAGUUUGUUCAGUGAGCUCCAACUUCAGUUGCACACUCCAAAUGUAAAAUUCCAGGAGCUCUUCAUCAAUAAAGUAUUACACGGUUCUGAAUUCAUGAUUAUCCGCACUUUCCUCGAAAAUUUGCUCCGGAAGGUCGUAAAUUCCACGCCUUCUAAUAUUUUCAAGGUGUAUCAGUCCUGCGCGUGUUACCAGCACUGCCGUGACGAUGGCCACAAGCUUAUCCAUUUGCUGGCGGAGGAAGGUUGUAUCGCCAUCCUGCAGCUCAUCCUCAAGUGCGUAAACUUCAAAAUGACCAACAAAAAAUUAACCGAGUUGCCACAGCACGCGCCUUUGAAAAAGAGAAACGUUUUUCUGUGCCUCGCGCAAAAAAUGGGCAUCAACAACGGGAGUAAGAAUAUAUUAAAAUGCAUACAGACCGUGGUACGAAAGGGCGGGGUCAACAUCAGGGACGUGUUCGGAAAGACGCCCCUGCACUACGCCGCCAGCAGCGGCCGGUACGAGACGGUGAAGUUUCUCGUGGAGCAAGGCGCGAGAGUCGACAGUGUAGACAACGAGGGGCGCACGGCGCUGCACUUAGCCACGGAGACGGGCGACCUGGAAAGCGUCAAGUACCUAAUGCGAUCCAACGGCGACGCCAACAUCGGAGAUAUAACGGGCUGCGAGCCCCUUCACUUCGCAAUAGCCAACUGUCAUUUGAACGUAGUGAAAUUCCUCCUCGAACAGGGCGUACGUUUCGACUUCGGAGACGACGGCGUGCGUACGGCAGCGCUAUUGGCCGUCCUGAACGGCGACACGGACACGAUCGAGUUCCUGCUUCGACUGGGCGUGGACUUCAGCGUUGCGGAUAACUACGGACAGACGGCGAUGCAUUUAGCCGCCAACUACGGCCAGACGGACAAGAUUAAAUUCCUCCUCGAAUUGAACGUGGAUUUCAAGGUUAAGGAUAACAAGGGCAGCACGCCGCUGCACUUUGCCGCCGAGCACGGUCACCUCAACGUGGUAGAGAUCCUUAUCGGACUGGGCGCGGACUUCCGCUGCGAGGAUCACGACGGCCGCACGCCCCUGCACCUCGCCGUUUCGAAUAGACACUUGGACACGAUCGGAUUCCUCCUCGAAACCGGCGCAAACGUUGGAGAUAGCAAAGGCCGCACGGCGCAGCACUUUGCCGCCCACUUCGGUCACGUGGACGUCAUUAAAUUCCUUCUUCGACUGGGCGCGGAUGUGAACAUUAGAAAUAACAACGGUAACACGCCAUUGCACUUGGCUUCUUCGAACGGUCGUGUGGACGCUGUCAAGUUCCUCGUCGAACUGAGCGAAGACGUCAAUGCUGGAAAUAACUAUGGUCGCACGCCGCUGCACUUGGCCGCUUCGAACGGUCACUGGGACACGGUCAAGUUCCUCCUCGAUCUGGGCGUGGAUUUCAAUGCCGCGGAUGACGAAGGUCACACGGCGUUGCACUUUGCCGCCAUGUGCGGGAACUUGGGCGUAAUCGCGCUGCUUUACGAAGUGGGUGCGGAUUUCACGGCUGCCGUCAACAAAGGUCACAACGCGCUGCACUUCGCCGCCAUGUGCGACAACUUGGAAGUAAUCACGACCCUCCUCAAGCUGGACGAGGAUUUCAACGAUAGAGACAGUAACGGCCGUACUCCGCUACAUCUCGCGGCCAUGUACGGUAACUUGGACAUAGUGAGAUUCCUUCGUGAGCUGGGCGUGGACUGCAACGUCGGAGAUAGCACCGGCAAUACGGCGUUGCACUUUGCCGCCGCGCAGGGCAAGUUGGCCAUCGUUCGAUAUUUGGUGAAAUUCGUGAACGUCAAUAUCAAAAACGACGAGUAUCUCACGCCCUCGUACGUCGCUGCCUCGAAUGGUCACUUGGAAGUGGCCAAGUUCCUUUACAAAAAGGGCGGAUAUUUUGCUAUUAGGGAUAGUAAGGGCCACACUGCGUUCCAGUUAGCUGCCUGGAACGGUCACCUGGACACUGUAAGGUUCCUCUAUGAGGUGGACGGUCACUUGAUGACUGCGGACGACGACAUUAGCACAGCGCUGUAUUUGGCUGUGGCGGCCGGUCGACUAGAUGUUGCCGUGUUUCUGGAGAAACUCGGCGGUGACGUCAAUAUAACGGACAGCAACGGCCGUACAUUACUACACGUAGCCGCCUCGAAUGGCCACUUGGACGUAGUCAAAUAUCUCCGAGGAUUGAACAUACGUUUCGAUAUUAAAGAUAAUAACGACCAGAUGGCACUGCACUUGGCUGCUUCGGAGGGCCACCUGGACACCGUCAAAUUCCUCCACGAGCUUGGCGUCCGUUUAAAAACCGUAGAUGAAGACGUUAGGACGGCCCUUCUCUUGGCUACAGCGAAGGGUCAUGUGCCUGUUGCGGAAUAUUUCUUGAAAUUCAGCGGUAACGCCGAUACCAGAGACAACUCGGGCCGCACGUUGCUGCAUUUAGCUACCUCCAACGGUCACUUGGACUUGGUCAAGUUCCUCCACGGACUGAGUGUAGAUUUCGAUAUUAAAGACAACACUGGCCGCACGGCGUUGCAAUUAGCCAUCUCGAACGGUCACUUGGACACAGUCAAAUACCUUCACGGGCUUGGUGAUAGGUCGGCGCUGCAUUUUGCUGCUACGGAGGGUCGGUUAGCCGUGGUAGAACUCCUCGUGGGACUCGGCGACGACGUCAACGUCACAGACGGGAAAGGUCGAACGCUAGUGCAUCUGGCUGCUUCCGAAGGACACUUGGACGUUGUUAAAUACCUCCUGGAACUGGGUGUAGAUUCUAAGGUUAGAGAUAAUCACCGCCGCACGGCACUGCACUUAGCCGCUUUGAAUGGCCACUUGGAUACGGUCAAAUUCCUUCACGAGCUUGGCGCAGACGACGUCGUGACAGCGCUACAUUUGGCUGCUGCAGGUGGUCAGUUGGCUGUCGUCGGAUAUCUCCUGAAACUCCACGGUGAUAUCAACGUCGUAGACUGUAAAGGCCGCACGCUGCUGCAUUUGUCUGCUUGGAACGGCCACUUGGACAUAGUCGCAUUCCUUCAUAAACUGGGCGCCGACUUCAAUAUUAGAGAUAGUAUGGGCCGCACGUCGCUGCACUUGGCCGCCUCGAAUGGCCAUUUAGACACAGUCAAAUACCUCCACGAGCUCGGCGUUCCUUUAAAAACAACAGACUUUGAAGGUAGGACAGCGCUGUAUCUGGCUGUGGCGGAAGGACAUUUGUCAGUGGUCGAAUUUCUCGUGAGAUUCGGCGCUGACUUCAACGUCAUAGACAACAAAGGCCGCACCCCACUGCAUUUGGCCGCCUCGAACGACCACGCGGACAUAAUCCAAUUUCUUCACGACCAAAACGUAGAUUUCAAUAUUAGAGACAACAGCGGCCGCACAGCGCUACAUUUCGCCGCCGCCCACGGCCGUUUGGACACAGUCAAAUUUCUUCUUCAGCACGACGCAGCUUUCAACGUUAGGGAUAAAGAUGGCCUUAUCGAGCUGCAUUUCGCUUCUGCCUCCGGUCAGUUGGACACGACCAAAUUCUUGCUAGAACUGGGACUGGACCGAUACGACAAAAAUAACGAGGGAAGCACGCCGCUGCACUUGGCUGCGGCGAACGGUCGCUUGGACGUAGUCAAAAUGUUUUUUGAAAUAGGUGUGGGGUUUAACGUCAGAAACUACAAAGGUCUCACGCCGCUUCAUUUAGCCGCUUUGAAUGGCCACUUGGACAUACUCAAAUUCCUCCACGAACUGGGUGUAAAUUUCAAUAUUAGAGAUAGUAAUGGUCGCACGGCCCUGCACUUUUCUGCUUGGAAUGGCCACUUGGUCACCGUCACGUUCCUCGUCGAACUGUACGCAGAUUUCAACGUUAAAGAUAGUAAAGGCCUCACGGCGCUGCACUAUGCUGCAGAGAACGGUCACUUGGAGACGAUCAGAUUCCUCGUGGAACUGGGUGUGGGUUUCAACCUGAGGGACGACUACGGCCGCACGCCACUGCAUUACGCUACCUGGAAGGGUCACUUCGACUCGGUCAGGUUCCUUGUUGAAACUGGAGCAAAUUUGAACGUUGCAGAUGAGGACGGGCGUACGGCACUGCAUUUAGCUGUCUGGUACGGUUACUUGGACAUGGUCAAGUUUCUCGAUGAGCUGGGGGCAGAUCUCGACGUCAGAGAUAAAGAUGGCAACACUGCUCCGCAUCUGUCGUUUGACAUGGGUUAUCUUGAGAUUUCCAACUACUUCGAGAAUAGGAAUAAGGAAGGGAUGAGAAGAAGUGACGACGGGGAAUCCUUACCGGGACGUGAUGAUAAUAAGCUUUAGAUCGCAGUCCGCCUGUCCCGAGCACUUCACGGGCUUCUAAACUAAAUUUUA